Messenger RNA from Symbiodinium natans, 498 nucleotides. Lineage: Eukaryota; Dinophyceae; Suessiales; Symbiodiniaceae. The record is from the annotation of a GenBank genome assembly.
AUGGAUCCUGUGGCAGAGUCGACGUCUGGCCAGCAACGGACAGCCCUUCGGAAGCUGGUUGAGGUUUUCUACGAGCGUGUGUGGAACGCUUGUGACGACGAUGCUCUCUUCGCGAUUCUUGCACCCGACGUGCGCUUCCGCGGCUCUACUGAGGCCGUCGACCGCGUUGGGCCUGAAGCAUUCAAGAUGUACCGGGACGCAAUUCACGAGAAGCUGCACAACUACACCUGCACCAUCCAAGACGUCGUCGUGGAUGAAACCGUCGCAUUUGCUCGAGUGUGGUUCAGUGGCACGCACUCCGGCGGCCCCCUGCUCGGCGUACCUCCAACGCAGCGCCCGGUGCGAUGGAUUGGAGCCGCCCGCUUCGCCCUGGCCAAGGAGGGGUCGCAGAUUGGCGACAUCUGGGUGCUUGGCGACCUCCAUUCGCUGUCGCAGCAGCUGCAGGACGAAGCUGCGGCAGAGGAGCAGCCGGAGGAGAAGUCAGCACCUGGAGCCUAG